Messenger RNA from Carcharodon carcharias (great white shark), 396 nucleotides. Its product is annotated as histone H2B type 1-L-like. The record is from RefSeq and is a predicted model, not a curated record. Gene Ontology annotation, molecular function: structural constituent of chromatin; DNA binding; protein heterodimerization activity. The transcript has a single exon. Gene Ontology annotation, cellular component: nucleosome. Lineage: Eukaryota; Metazoa; Chordata; Chondrichthyes; Lamniformes; Lamnidae. The coding region runs from base 1 to 396 and encodes 131 amino acids.
AUGGUCUUAUGGCCUGAGGUGACGGCUCUGGCUAAGAGUGGUGCGUCCCGCAAGGCGUCGAAGCAGUCGCUGACUAAAGUCACCAAGAGACUGCCCAAGAAGCGAGGGAAAUCCCACAAGCAGAGCUAUUACACUAACGUGUAUAGGGUGCUGACCCAGGUCCACCCUUCCACCAGGAUCUUGUCUAAAGCCAGGAGUGUUAUGAAUUCCUUAGCUGCCGACAUUUUCGAGCACAUCACCUCCAAGGCUUCGCACCUCAUUUACUACAACAAGCGCCACACCAUCUUGGUCUGGGAGAUCCAGAGCACUGUCCACCUCAUGCUGCCAGGGGAACUGGCCAAACACAUCAUCUCCAAAGGCCACAAAGGGGUCACCAAAUACACAAACUCCGUUUAG